Bathycoccus prasinos is the source of this 912-nucleotide messenger RNA. RefSeq names its product tRNA-specific adenosine deaminase. NCBI's taxonomy places the organism in Eukaryota, Viridiplantae, Chlorophyta, Mamiellophyceae, Mamiellales, Bathycoccaceae. The coding region runs from base 1 to 912 and encodes 303 amino acids. Gene Ontology annotation, cellular component: chloroplast. Gene Ontology annotation, molecular function: tRNA-specific adenosine deaminase activity. The record is from RefSeq and is a predicted model, not a curated record. Gene Ontology annotation, biological process: tRNA wobble adenosine to inosine editing. The transcript has a single exon.
AUGUUUGCAACGUACUCUUCUCACGCGGGAAGGCACUUGCUCCGACGACUUGGGAGCAAUAGCAGUGGUGUUGGUUCUCGCUCCUACAAUGCUUCUGCCAGCAACAGUCGAAAUUCGCUCUGGUGGCGAUGCCUUCAUUCUUCUUCCUCUUCCUCUUUUCAGUUGAGAAGAGCAUUCGGUGGCGCCGCUUCCCCUAACGAUGGGACGGGGAUGAAGAAGACUACGGAGAAGACUAAAGAAGAAGAAACGAGAGUAAUAUCGAAAGAAGAGGACGAACAUUACAUGCGGAUGGCACUCGCAGAGGCAGAAAAAGCGUUCGCCGGAGGAGAAGUCCCGGUCGGGGCCGUCCUCGUGCACAAGAUCUCUCCCUCCUCAAACAAAGAGGAGGAACAAGAACAACAACAGUUCGUCCUGGCGCGCUCACACAACACAUCGGAAACGAAAAACAACCCACUCGCGCACGCGGAAUUGGAAUGCAUCGAGAGUGGGAGAAAAGCGUUAGGUGGUGAUUGGCGAAGGUUGAAAGAUUCGACGUUGUACGUGACGUUGGAACCGUGCGCGAUGUGCGCCGGCGCGAUAUUACAAGCGAGGGUCGGGAACGUGGUGUACGGAGCGAGGAACCCGCAGCUGGGCGCGCACGGGAGUUGGUGCGGGUUGUUAGGGACGAGGGAUGGCGAGGAGAGUAAGGUUGAGGUGUUGAGGACGCAUGCGAUCAUGCCAGAGGUGACGGUGAGGUCGGACGUGUUAGCGGAGGAGUGUUCGGAGUUGAUGAAGACGUUUUUUAAGAAUCGAAGGGAACAAGCGAGGGAAGAGAAGGAGAGGUUAAAAUUGGAGGAGGAAAAGUACAGAGAGUUGCUGUUUACGUACGACGGGGUGAGAGAAGAUAGCGAGAAGAAAGAAGAAAAGAUGUAG